Molecule: messenger RNA, 1840 nt
Organism: Emiliania huxleyi CCMP1516
Lineage: Eukaryota; Haptophyta; Isochrysidales; Noelaerhabdaceae
Exons: 9
Coding region: 1-1695 (564 amino acids)
Biological process (GO): regulation of autophagy
Cellular component (GO): lysosomal membrane; late endosome membrane; Mon1-Ccz1 complex
Source: RefSeq, a predicted model, not a curated record
AUGUCGCACGUCACGCUGCGUUCUCGUCUCCAAUUCGAGGAGGGCGACUCGAUGGUGCGGUUUGACGAAGGUGCGGGUUUGCUCGUGCUGAUCAGGCAUCGUGAGCUCGUAGCACUCGCGAUGCCUCCCGACGACGACCAGGCGCCGCAGAGGCCUCCCAUCCGGUGCGAGUCGGCAGGGCGGGUGGAGCGCAUCAGCUUCAGCCUCGACCACCAGCUCGCAGCGGUGCAGCGCUCGGCGGUCGAUCUCGACAUCUUUGACCUCGCGAGCGGCAGCACGUUUCCGUUGGCGGCGCGCUCGAGCGGCAGCAGCGGGUUGGCUGCGCGCCAUCGAGGGCGGAUCCUCGGCAGCCACUGGCCGGGCUCGGAGGCGUGCGAGCUCGCGGUCGUCACGACCGCCGGAGUCGAGCUGUACAGGGUCCUCCGCGAGCGGCGCUCGCUCAAGCUGCUCCGGCGGGUCUCGCAGCCAGUGUCGUGGUCGGUCUACUCGCACGAGACGCGGCUGAUGCUGCUGGCCGCGGGGCAGCAGGACAACCUGCUGUCCGGGCUGCAGCUCCAGCCUCGGUCCGCCGUCCGCCUGCCGCGCUUCGAGGCGCGGCACGUAAGUGUGCACCGGGUGUACGACGCGCUGUACUGCGCCCACAUUGACGAGGAGGCGCGCAAGGUCGUACUCUACGCCCUCUACCGAGACGCCGUCCUCCGCCAACACGAGCUGCCGACCCACUCGGCGCGUGCGGCGCUCAGCGUGUGCGACAACCUGCUGGUCGUGCACGCCCUCGACCAGCAGGCCCGCCUUCUCGCACCCUCGGCAGCGGUUGCCACCCUCUUCGACUUGCGCAUCAACCGCUCCUGCCCCAUCUCCGCGCCGCUGCCGCUCACGACCCUGCCCGCCGACGGCUUCAGCCCGGUCUACUCCCCGCACUGGCUCAUCGCGCCGCCCGACAAGGUGGUCGACCCGCUCGCCGGGCGCGCCGGUCGGCUGAGGCUCAACUUGCGCGCCAUCGCCGCCUCCUCCAUCGACAAGGUCUGCCUGCUCGAGUUCCUGCUGCUGCGGUCCAACCUCGUCCUCCUUGAGGUGCUGGCCGACGCGCUGAGCGAGCUCGAGCCGCUGCCCACGCUCUCCCGCAUGCGACGGCACUUGCUCGCCGCGAUGACGGCGUACUUGCACAGCCAGGUGGCCGCGGGGGCGUCCGCGGACCCGGUGUUGGGCGAGAUGCUCUUGCGGUUGCUCGCGGCGGAAGGGUCGCAUGCCCAGCUUCAGCUGCUGCUGACUCAGCGCGCCGCCCCCGCGCGGCGUAUCCUUCCCGAUUCUGUGCCGCUCGCUCUCUUCCUCUUUCAGCUCGCGCCGGCGUUUGCUCCGGCGGCCGACUUCGGGCUCGACGUUCUCAAGCGUCUCGGCGCUCCGGCGCAGGAGGCGCUGGUGGCGGAGCUGCUGCAGCAGCAGGACGUCCUCGCGGCGUGCCGUGUCAUUCGCAGUCUCCGCCUCCUCGCCUUUCCGCCUCGGCCGGUGCUAGCAGCCGCUGCGGAGUGCGGGAGCGAGGUUUUCACUGCAGUCUACUCGUUCUUUCUUCUGCGCAACGCGUCCUGCCGUGGCUCGGCGUCGUUCGCUCCAGAGGAGGCGUGCGACGAGUUCGUUGCGCGCUUCGAGGCGCUGCAGUGUGGUGCCAGGACUGGUCAUGGCGGUGGCGCCACGUGAGAGGUGGGAAUUCCAAAAACUUAGGGGACCCCUAGGCUUAAAAGGGUGGGCCCUGGGGCGCCUGCGGCUUAAACGGCUUAAAACUUGCCUAGGCAAGUUUUAAGAGCUGCUGGGCCGCCGAUUCCUUAAACGGUCUUAAACGGUC